Penicillium brasilianum is the source of this 1691-nucleotide messenger RNA. NCBI's taxonomy places the organism in Eukaryota, Fungi, Ascomycota, Eurotiomycetes, Eurotiales, Aspergillaceae. The record is from the annotation of a GenBank genome assembly.
CUUUGUGAACUUCUUCAACCUUAGACAAACCUAGUUGUUCUUUGAUGCCUGAUUUCAGAGGCACUGAAAUUUUAGUGCCUCGGCAGACGAAGUUGAUGUCAUCCAUGCGUCUAACUGUCAAGGCGCUCGCUUUCCCGUGCAUCCUGCUUUCGCUCCUCCCAGUUGUCAUUUCUAUUGUCCAGUCUCAUUCCUGACAACUCUUACACCUCAACAUAAAUUGCAUCCACAAACUAGACGCGAGAGACUCCCGCAAUCUGGGGUCUCUACACUGACAACCAUGGCCGCAUCCCCUCGUCCUGCUCCCUCCCCGGCCGCUCUCCUCAUAUACCCAGCGACUUUGCUAUUAGGGUCCUUAUUCUCCGUGAUCUCGCCAGUAGCUCGUGCUACCAGAGACUUGUCCUCACGCCUGCCGCAGUCAUCUCCCCCCCUCGCACCUUCACUCGCCGCCGACCUUCACCUCUCCAAUAAUCCGGUCAAUUACUUUGCCCGAAAGAAUAAUAUCUUCAAUCUCUACUUUGUGAAGAUUGGAUGGCUGUGGACCACGGUUGCCUUUGUCUCACUACUUCUCUUCCAGCCUGCGUACCGUGCCUCAUCUUCGCUCUCCCAGGCCCAACAACAGACUCGUGUCCGGCGUACUCUUCAAGCCCUCCUCCGCUUUGCGAUCGCUACGACAGUAUGGUACUUGAUGACGCAAUGGUUUUUUGGUCCUGCGAUAAUCGAUCGCAGCUUUGUCGUUACGGGCGGAAAGUGUGAAGAGGUGAUCGGCCGAGCACAAGAGUUGGACUUGGGGGAAAGCCCCUCGGCCCAGGCACAGACUCUUUUCUCUGCUGCAGCCUGCAAAGCCGCCGGUGGAGCCUGGAGAGGUGGCCAUGAUAUCAGUGGUCAUGUUUUCAUGCUGGUACUGGCAACGGCACUUCUGGCUCACGAGGCGGUCGGUGCCGGGGCAUUCUCUGCAUUCUCAACAUCGACUCGGGCCGAUAGGGAAGGUGCACGUGACCGCAAAGCGAGUGACCCAGUCGUCUCUGGGAGUGGCGAUCAAGAUGGUGACUCUGAGUAUGCAAGGAAAUGGUCUCUACGCUUAGUGUGGGGUGUUGUUGGGCUAGGAUGGUGGAUGCUUUUCAUGACUGCCAUUUGGUUCCACACCUGGCUAGAAAAGUGGUCUGGAUUGACCAUUGCCCUGAGCUCUGUAUAUGUCAUCUACAUACUUCCGAGGAGCCUCACGCCGUGGAGGGAUAUUGUGGGCAUUCCGGGGCUAUAGAAAGGCAUCAUAAUUCCUCUUGUGGCGCUUGUACAUAUUUCAUUUGGCGAUAGACGACAUCGUUCCUAUACACGAUCAUGCAUUUACGGUGGAUAUGUAUUCAUACACAUGCUUGCUUGCAGGAGAAUUUCAAAAGAAAUUGAUCCUUUCAUUCUUAUUUCUCAGCAUGCAGACGUCAUUUACAUAUUCACUACAAACUCGAUCGCCGUUAGUUAGACAUCUUCGGCUCGGAGCCGAGGUACCCUGAACAAAAGGCUAGACGAGAGAAUCUGUUAGUAUAGAUAACGGUUAUAGAGCCAGUCAUGAACUACGCUGUUCGAGGCCACUAACCACCGGGAAUCAAAGCCGAAGCAAACAUCACUCGAGUAAUGGGCCGCAGGUCCGCAGGAGUCAGACCUGUCGAGGUGGAGAGUUCCAUAUACGGAUCCCAUGC